GUGAACGGCAAGCCCUUCCUUGUUCAUGUCCUGGGCCUUUGUGAAUAAACCAUGGGAUGUAUUGGCUCGAGAACACUCACAGCAGAUGGGGUUCCAGUACAGAAAGAUGGGGAACAGAUAGUGUUGGCCAUUCCUUCACCCCUCAUUGCAGAACCUGUGCUCUCUUUCUCUCUCUCUUUCUCCAAUGACUUCUUUGCAGUAACUUGUUGCACUAUGAUAGAGCUUGUUGCUAACCGAUAUGCCAGAAACUACACUUCCCAAAAUGCAAGAGGACAAACACUGACCAGCAGACUGUUGGGAAAUGUAGUAUUUCACACCCAUAUUAAAACACUAACUCUGUCUACCACCACCUCUCCCAUCACCUCUGCCUUUUCUAUCCUUCCAAAUAUUCAUAAAAUUUCACACUCAAUUUUCCCUAUCCUCUCUGCUGAGGUGCACGCCCUGCUCCCUCACUGUUCCUCUUCUGCUGCACUUUCUGUUUUUCUUCCCAUUCCCUCUCUUUUUCUCUGUCUCCACUAUCUUCUUCCCAUCCAGCUCUCCAUGGAAGACACGACCUCCAUUUUGCCCCAGCUAAAGAAGCGGAAUUCCAACGCCUACAGCAUCGGUGCUUUGGCUAAGUCCUCACUGUCAGGUGUGUCAGGAGUGACUCGGUCUAUGAAAGACAAGGUGACAAAGCCGACAGCCAUGGCACAGGGUCGCGUGGCCCAUAUGAUCGAGUGGCAGAACUGGGGCAUGCAGACAGUGGGAUCAGGAGGAACCAGUGCUGGUCGAAUCUCCACUCGCAAUCUUCAGCAUGAACGCAAGCUGGAGAACGACGCCUACAGUGACCUUAGUGAUGGAGAGAAAGAGGCACGCUUUGCAGCAGGUGUUAUGCAGCAGUUUGCAAUAUCUGAGGCCACUUUGCUAGCUUGGAAUUCCAUGGAUGGAGAAAGCACAAGUGCAGGCUCCAACCAAGGCAGUGUUGCCCAUCUGAGUGAGACCAAUCAAGAGAGCAUCACCAGCCGAGACCAGAUGUUACACCACUCCUCUGCAGAGGUGUGGCCUCACACAUAUGUCUCCCAGGGUCUCUACUGCCUCUCAUCUUCAGAUGCUUGGGAACCAAUCAGCAACGAACAGUCAGGAGUGGCCUCUCCAGCCGCAGGCUCCUAUGUCAUGGCUGGUGGAGCUUCCUGUGACGGCAGUUAUGAUGGAAACGCUGCGGCUCAAUUCAUAACACAGCAGCAACAGCAGCAGUUCAUCCAACAUCACCAGACCCAAUUACAACAGAUACAGCAACUACAGCAGAUACAGCAAUACCAGCAACAACAGAUACUGCAGUAUCAGCAACAGCAACAGAUACUGGAACAAAGACUACAAAGUGCCACUCAGUCUUUACAGGCUACGCCCAACAGCACCAUCCACAGUCUACCGCCACUUACUCACCCACCCCUGGUGGAUCUGUGGGGGGCAGGGCUUACAGAAACCUACCAGGGAGAAGUAGGUGGGUACAUAGGUGUGGCUGCAGCCACUGAGGGAAACCUAACAGCCACAUCAGAAGACAUGGGAACAGAACACUCACCCUUACUGGAAGCUCAAGAAGAGGAAGAGCUCAAGGAUGAAGAGGUAACAUUAUACAUGGAACCAGAGCCAGUGACUUUAAUUCCUUCUCCAGCUGCACAGAGAGAGGAAGUGACCUCAGCAGGAGGAAGCAGUCCAGGACAGGUCCCUGGGGAGUCAAUCACAGAAUGGAAACCUUCUGAUGUCACAUCGUCUGUUAAUGAAAUGUUGGAGGAAAAAGAGGAGGAGUCAGAAUCCUCAUCGGCCAGUGCCACGGCAACAAAAUGAGUGCUGGGAGCCAGAACGAAACUGAUUUUAUCGACAUUUAAUGCUACAUAAUCAACUAUUUGAAUUGAUCCAUCAGUUUUCAGGAAUCUCUCCUUUGUGAUGGAUCUUGUGUGACUUCAAAUAUAAUAAAGAGAAAAUGGCCGAAUUUUCUAACAAACAUUACACUUCUGAAGAGGAGCACAGGAGGGAGAGAGAGCAAGUGAGUGAGUGAGUGAGAGAGAGAGAGAGAGAGAGAGAGAGAGAGAGAGGAUAAAGAUAUACACAAAGGGAUUCGGAGAGAUGAGUACAGACAAAGGUGAAACAAAGGUUAAACACAUGCAUGCUAUUUACAUGGAUGCUACUCAUUGCUCUGAACGUACAAUAAACCAAAACACCAAAAACAAUCCAGCAAAAAAGGAUAGUUUCUAAAAGAGAAAUACGCAUAAGUGUAAGGUAUAGUGUAAAGUCAGCUGUGUUUCAAUCAACAUCUUCUUCAUUCCUUAUAGAUAUCAUGUAUCAUUAUAGAAGUAAAACUGAUACCACAGAAAACUAAUUAUAAAGUGGAUCUAAACACCCAUGGAGCAAAAAAAACCCAACAACAACCACCUUGUCCCUAUUGGAUAUUCAUCACUCAAUUCACAGACAUCUGCACGCACACACACACACAUGUUUUUAAAGUAUUAAGCGUCAAAGUACAGUUCUGCGCAAGUCUU
Messenger RNA from Neoarius graeffei (lesser salmon catfish), 2516 nucleotides. It is a transcript of the gene fam131bb, whose product is annotated as family with sequence similarity 131 member Bb. The transcript is spliced from 8 exons. NCBI's taxonomy places the organism in Eukaryota, Metazoa, Chordata, Actinopteri, Siluriformes, Ariidae. The record is from RefSeq and is a predicted model, not a curated record. The coding region runs from base 52 to 1824 and encodes 590 amino acids.